Molecule: messenger RNA, 2260 nt
Organism: Drosophila kikkawai
Lineage: Eukaryota; Metazoa; Arthropoda; Insecta; Diptera; Drosophilidae
Product: gastrula zinc finger protein XlCGF26.1
Biological process (GO): regulation of transcription by RNA polymerase II
Cellular component (GO): nucleus
Molecular function (GO): DNA-binding transcription factor activity, RNA polymerase II-specific
Source: RefSeq, a predicted model, not a curated record
ACCUCGCAGCACCAUGCAUCUGAACCAUGCGACUGCCGCCACAGCAGCCAUGGCCAACUACCAGCACUACCAACUGCCAGCCUCUCAUGGUGGCGGCGGCGGCGGUGCAGGAGGAGGCGGUGGUGGAGGAGGGGGCGGUGGCGGUGGAGCUGGCCUGCAACAGCCCACGACGCUGGCCAGCCUGCAGCAGAGCCCGUUCGCCCUGCAUCAAUUAACCGCGGUGCAGGCCAUUCAGCAUCCCACCCACCAGGCAAUGCUCCAUCCACAGCACCCGCUGGUCCAUCUGCUGGACAUCUCCACGACCACGGCGAAUAGUGGCGGCGGCGGCAACGGAGGUGCGGGCAAUCAUACGCCCAUUUCGCCCAUGAAACAGGAAGUGCAGAGCGUGAUCAGUGAGGAGGAGGUGGUGGUGGACGAUCCGCGCAAGAAGAAGCAGUGCCACGUGUGUAAGAACAAGUUCCGGCAACUGACCACGUUACGCAACCACAUGAAGAUCCACACGGACGAACGGCCCUACAAGUGCAAGCACUGCGACAAGGCCUUCCGCCAGAUCUCGACGCUGACCAACCACGUGAAGAUCCACACCGGCGAGAAGCCAUUCACCUGCAACAUCUGCGCCAAGGACUUUCGCCAGCAGAGUACGCUGAUAAACCACAUCAAGACGCACAAGGCGGCGGAGUCCAGUACGCCCACGUCCCUGCUGAACUAUCAGCCGCAGCCGGGCAGCGGCAAGCAUCGAAAGUCGCAGAUGCAGGUCUACCAGCAGCAGCAUCAGCGUGUCCAAAUCUCAAAGACCCUAUACUCCGGCAGCUAUAGCUCUCCGGCGGCCGAGGAGCUGGUGAAGCCGUAUCAGUGCAGCGUCUGCAAGCGCCGCUUUCCGCAGCUGACCACGCUGCACAACCAUGAGCGGACCCACAUCGAUCCAAAGCCCUACAAGUGCGAGACGUGCGACAAGUCCUUCAGCCAGCUGGCGACACUGGCCAACCACAAGAAGAUCCACACGGGCGACAAGCCGUACACGUGUUCCUACUGCCACAUGCAGUUCCGCCAGCAGAGCACCCUCACCAACCACCUGAAGACGCAUACGCAUCAGAUAGCCGGCGGCGGUGGCGGUGGAGCAGGAGCUGGAGGACCCGGAGGAUCAGCAGGAAGCGGUGGCGGAGGCCCCGUAACAGCCACAGUGGAUCACUCCAUGCCCCCAACUCUGGCGCCCGGGACCCAGCAGCUGACGACUGGACUGUUGCCGAACAACCUGCAUGGCAACACGCCGAACAUCAUCCAGCUGGACCAUCAUCCGCUACUGCAUUUCCUCGAUGGCAGCACCACGGUCAGUUCGGUUGUGGCAACGGCGGCGGCCGUUACCAAGGUUGAGCACUUCCAGCCGAGCGGAAGCGGAGGAGGAGGAGGAGGAUCACCGCCGGGCCGCAUGACCAUUGUGGGCAACAUCAAUAUGCUAAAGGGCGACAAUCCGGAUAGGCCGUUCGGCUGCAGCGUUUGCCAGCGAUUCUUCUCGCAGCAGAGCACCCUGGUCAAUCACAUCAAGACGCACACGGGCGAAAAGCCGUACAAGUGCAAGAUCUGUGAGGUCAACUUCCGGCAGGUGGCCACGCUGAAUAACCACAUGAAGAUCCAUACCGGGGAAAAGCCCUACAACUGUUCCUACUGCCCCAAGCAGUUCCGGCAGAAGAGUACGCUGCAGAAUCACCUGAGGGUGCACACCUGCUAGACCCAGAGACUCCAGAUCGCCAGCCAGCCGCUAGCCGCCAGUCAAGCAGCCAUUGAGGAGGAAUAGUGCAAUAUGCAUGCCACAUAGCACAUACACAGUUAUAGAUCGCAUAUACGGCAUACGAAUACGAUGAUUACAUGAAUACUAUAUUUAAAUAUAUAUACUCGAAAGUGUUAUUUACCUGCUGUGCAGAGCGCAAUUGUAUGUAACUAUAUAUCGCGUAGAGAGCCGAUCCACAUGCGUGUCCAAUUGUAAAUUAAGGCUAAAACCGUAUUCGCAUAAGCCACGAAUGAUUAUGAUGAUGAUGAUGAUGAUACAGGGUGUGUGUUUAAGCCUAAACUCUACUGCUAUCCUAGUGUAGGAUCGAUGCUCGAGGAGCGUAAUCUUUAGACCCUUCUAAGCCAUUUAAAUCUAAGCCUAAAAUUAGCUCUGAUUUCUGAUGAAACUUGAUUUAGACAUAUUCCUUGUAAAUUACACAAGUUGUGUAUAGGUUAUUAUUUUCUAGCUCUGAUAAAUAAAAAUCGUAUACACUUU